AUGUCAAAGGACGACGCUGCUUCAGCCUACGUACCUCCACAGCUUCUCGACUUAACGAUCGACAACAUUACAGCGAAUACAAAACUCGUAAAUGGUCCAUCGGCCGACCCUCGGUUGAAGUUCUUAAUAGAAAAAUUGGUUGAUCACCUUCAUGAUUAUGUACGGGAAACUCAAAUUACCAAUGAAGAAUGGAUGGUUGGGCUUCAUUGUCUAACCAGAUGCGGGCAAAUGUGCACUGAUAUCCGUCAAGAGUUUAUUCUUUUAAGUGAUGUUCUCGGACUGACUGUUCUUGUUGAUGCAUUGAGCAAUCCUAAACCGCCUGCCGCUACAGAGUCAACCGUCUUGGGACCAUUCCACACAAAUGAUGCGCCAGAUGUGGCCAAUGGUGACAGCAUUGCCUCACCUGGUAAGGGGGAAAGGUGUCUUGUAAUUGCUACCGUGAAUGACACUGAUGAGAAACCAAUUGAAGGAGCCAAGAUCGAUGUCUGGGAGACUGAUGGCCACGGCCAUUAUGACAUCGAGUACGAUGAGCGACACAGACCAGAUAUGCGUGGUAUUCUUACAUCGAACAAGCAUGGGGAGUUCUACUUCAAGUGUGUCAGGCCUGUAUCGUAUUCUGUUCCUACUGAUGGUCCCGUUGGACAAUUACUAAAGAAACUCGAUCGACAUUCUAUUCGGCCAGCACACAUACACUUCCGUAUUAAUGUUCCCGGAGACAAAUACAGUGAACUCGUUACAACAUUGUUCUUACGCGGGGAUCCACACCUGACGACCGAUGCCGCAUUCGGUGUCAAGCGUAGUCUCAUUGUCAAUGUAGGAAGAAUAGAAGAUGCAUCGAUCGCUAAGAAAUAUGAUGUUGACGAGCAGGAUUGGCUGAUCCGAUGGGACUUUGUGAUGACUACACAUGACGAGGUCAAUGCAUUAAAGAAGAGUUUGGAAAGAAAGAACAACACUUUGUGA
Molecule: messenger RNA, 960 nt
Organism: Didymodactylos carnosus
Lineage: Eukaryota; Metazoa; Rotifera; Eurotatoria; Philodinida; Philodinidae
Source: the annotation of a GenBank genome assembly